Strigops habroptila (Kakapo) is the source of this 7179-nucleotide messenger RNA. RefSeq names its product CDC42 binding protein kinase beta (gene CDC42BPB). Lineage: Eukaryota; Metazoa; Chordata; Aves; Psittaciformes; Psittacidae. Gene Ontology annotation, biological process: actomyosin structure organization; peptidyl-threonine phosphorylation. The coding region runs from base 352 to 5547 and encodes 1731 amino acids. Gene Ontology annotation, cellular component: cytoskeleton; cytoplasm. Gene Ontology annotation, molecular function: ATP binding; protein serine/threonine kinase activity. The transcript has 38 exons. The record is from RefSeq and is a predicted model, not a curated record.
GUGGGCGUGGCCGAGUGCCGCCGGGGCUGCGCCGUGGGACGCGCCGGGCCGCGCUCGCCGGGGCUGCCGCUGCCGGAGGAGCGGGAGCCGCAGCAGCCGUUCCCCGCCGCCGGGGAGAGGCCGCAGCGAGGCGGUGGCCGGGUCCGGCCCAUGGACCGUCCGGGCCUGAGGCGGAGCCCGAGGAAGGAGUCGCUCGGCCCCGGCGCGGCCGUGAGGGGCGGGAGGCGGCGCGGGGCGCGGGCGGUGCGGCGCGGCUGAGCGCGGCGCACGGGCCUUUGAGCGCCGUUGUCCGCCGGCUUCGCCGCCGCCCGGCUGUGCCGUGCCCUGCCCUGCGCCCGCCGCCGCGGCACCAUGUCGGCCAAGGUGCGGCUGAAGCGGCUGGAGCAGCUGGUGCUGGACGGGCCGCAGCGGAACGACAGCGUGCUGAGCGUGGAGACCCUGCUCGACCUCCUGGUCGGCGUCUACACCGAGUGCAGUCGCGACUCGCCGCUCCGCCGCGACCGAUACGUCUCCGACUUCCUCGAGUGGGCAAGACCGUUUACAAAAUUGGUAAAGGAAAUGCAGCUCCAUCGAGAUGACUUUGAAAUUAUCAAAGUGAUUGGAAGAGGUGCAUUUGGUGAGGUAGCAGUUGUUAAAAUGAAGUGUACAGAGCGCAUUUAUGCAAUGAAAAUUCUGAAUAAAUGGGAGAUGCUUAAAAGGGCAGAGACAGCUUGCUUCCGAGAGGAGAGAAACGUCUUGGUGAAUGGAGAUUGUCAGUGGAUUACCACGUUGCACUAUGCCUUUCAAGAUGAGAACUAUUUGUAUCUAGUGAUGGACUACUACGUUGGUGGUGACUUACUGACACUUCUCAGUAAGUUUGAAGACAAGCUUCCUGAGGAUAUGGCUAGGUUCUACAUUGGUGAAAUGGUGCUUGCUAUACAUUCCAUACAUGAGCUGCAUUAUGUGCACAGGGACAUAAAGCCUGAUAAUGUUCUUUUGGAUGUGAAUGGCCACAUACGACUGGCAGACUUUGGGUCCUGUCUGAAAAUGAGUGAAGAUGGCACAGUACAGUCAUCAGUAGCAGUGGGUACGCCUGACUACAUCUCCCCUGAGAUACUGCAAGCAAUGGAAGAUGGAAUGGGAAAAUAUGGGCCUGAAUGUGACUGGUGGUCACUGGGAGUCUGCAUGUAUGAAAUGCUGUAUGGUGAAACACCCUUUUAUGCAGAGUCAUUAGUGGAAACCUAUGGGAAGAUUAUGAAUCAUGAAGAACGAUUUCAGUUUCCAUCCCAUGUUACAGAUGUAUCUGAAGAAGCAAAAGAUCUUAUUCAGCGACUUAUCUGCAGUAGGGAACGUAGACUGGGACAAAAUGGAAUAGAGGAUUUUAAGUCUCAUGCAUUUUUUGAAGGACUUAAUUGGGAUAACAUCCGAAACCUAGAAGCACCUUACAUUCCAGAUGUUAGCAGUCCUUCUGACACCUCAAACUUUGAUGUAGAUGAUGAUGUAUUAAGAAAUCCAGAAGUGGUGCCACCAAGUUCUCAUACAGGCUUUUCUGGAUUGCAUUUACCAUUUGUUGGGUUUACAUACACAACUGAUAGCUCUUUAUCUGAUAGAGGCACUUUAAAGAGUGCGAUGCAGUCUGACACUGUAACCAAAGAUAUGGAUGUACAGCGUGACUUAAAGAACAGUUCACAAAUAGAAGGCUAUGAAAAGAAAAUACGGAAAUUAGAACAAGAAAAGCAGGAUUUGAACAGAAAACUGCAAGAAUCUACACAGACAAUGCAGAACCUCCAAGGUCCAGUGUGUGUUACAGUAAAUACAAGCCGUGAUAAGGAGAUUAAAAAAUUAAAUGAAGAAAUUGAACGGUUGAAGAACAAAUUAACAGAUAUAAGUAAACUGGAAGGACAGCUUGCAGAUGCAAUGGCUUUUCGACAAGAACAUGAAGACUCAAUGCACAAGUUGAAAGGACUAGAAAAACAAUGCAGAGUACUGCGGCAAGAAAAGGAGGAGCUUCAUAAGCAACUUGUAGAAGCCUCAGAGAGAUUAAAGAUGCAAUCCAAAGAACUGAGGGAUGCCCACCAGCAAAGAAAGCUAGCUGUGCAGGAGUUCUCCGAGCUCAGUGAGAGGAUGGGAGACUUACGAUCUCAAAAGCAGAAGCUGUCCCGGCAACUUCGCGACAAAGAAGAAGAGGUGGAAAUGAGCAUGCAGAAAAUUGAUGCCAUGAGACAGGACAUCCGUAAAUCGGAGAAGAUCAGAAAAGAGCUGGAAGCCCAACUUGAAGAAGUUGUAGCAGAAGCAUCAAAAGAACGCAAGCUUCGUGAGCACAGUGAGGUCUUCUCCAAACAACUGGAAAAUGAACUGGAAGCACUGAAGCUGAAGCAGGGAGGCCGGGCAGCAGGUGCCACACUAGAACAUCAGCAGGAGCUUUCCAAAAUUAAGUCUGAGCUAGAAAAGAAAAUCCUAUUUUAUGAAGAGGAGUUGGUCCGACGAGAAGCAUCACAUGUCUUGGAAGUCAAAAAUGUGAAAAAGGAAGUACAUGAUUCAGAGAGCCAUCAGCUUGCACUGCAGAAAGAGAUCAUGAUAUUAAAGGAUAAAUUAGAGAAAACAAAGCGAGAGAGGCACAGUGAAAUGGAGGAAGCAGUAGGAACAAUGAAAGAUAAAUAUGAGCGUGAAAGAUCUAUGCUCUUGGAAGACAACAAAAAGCUAACAACAGAAAAUGAGAGGCUCUGUUCGUUUGUGGACAAAUUAACAGCACAGAACAGACAGUUAGAAGACGAGCUCCAAGACCUAGCAGCAAAGAAGGAGUCUGUUGCACACUGGGAAGCUCAGAUUGCAGAGAUUAUUCAGUGGGUAAGUGAUGAGAAGGAUGCUCGUGGCUAUCUCCAAGCAUUGGCUUCCAAGAUGACAGAAGAACUAGAAUCAUUGAGAAGUUCCAGUCUGGGGUCACGAACACUGGAUCCACUUUGGAAAGUACGACGCAGUCAGAAGUUGGAUAUGUCAGCCAGGCUGGAAUUACAAUCAGCCCUUGAUGCAGAAAUUCGUGCCAAACAACUAGUUCAAGAAGAGCUACGAAAAGUUAAAGAUGCAAAUAUGUCUUUUGAAAGUAAAUUAAAGGAAUCAGAAGCAAAAAAUAGGGAACUGUUGGAAGAGAUGGAAGGUUUGAAGAAAAAACUGGAAGAAAAAUACAGAACAGAUUCAGGUCUCAAACUUCCAGACUUUCAAGAUUCCAUUUUUGAAUAUUUCAACACUUCUCCUCUUGCACGUGAUCUGACUUUCAGAACGAGUUCUAUUAGUGAACAGGAAACCCAGGGUCCCAAGUCAGAAGUUUCACCAUCUACUUCGGUUGUAACUGCAGAGCAACAACAAGAAUUUUUUGUGAUUCAGGAACCAAUUCGGCUUCAGAGGAUGCCUGCUGCUCCUUCCCCCACCAUUCAAUCCAUUUCUCUAGCUGUACCAAAGCCUAAAGCUCACCAGCUCAAUAUCAAGUCAUUCACAAGCCCCACUCAGUGUAGUCACUGCACUUCUCUUAUGGUGGGAUUAGUUCGACAAGGUUAUGCCUGUGACGUGUGUUCAUUUGCAUGCCAUGUUUCCUGCAAGGAUAGCGCACCUCAGGUCUGCCCCAUACCCCCUGAGCAAGCCAAGAGGCCUCUUGGAGUAGAUGUGCAAAGAGGAAUAGGAACUGCCUAUAAAGGUUAUGUAAAGGUCCCGAAGCCUACAGGAGUGAAGAAAGGGUGGCAGAGAGCUUAUGCAGUUGUCUGUGACUGUAAGCUGUUCUUAUAUGAUGUGCCUGAAGGAAAAUCUACCCAGCCUGGAGUUGUUGCAAGUCAAGUCUUGGAUCUCAGAGAUGAAGAUUUUUGUGUGAGCUCUGUCCUAGCAUCAGAUGUAAUACAUGCAACUCGUAAAGACAUCCCUUGCAUAUUCAGGGUGACAGCUUCUCUCUUAGGUUUGCCUUCAAAGUCUUGUUCUCUACUGAUCCUGACGGAAAAUGAGAAUGAGAAGAGAAAGUGGGUUGGAAUCCUAGAAGGGUUGCAGUCUAUCUUGCACAAAAACAGGCUGAAAAACCAGGUUGUGCAUAUUCCACAAGAAGCCUAUGACAGUACACUGCCUCUUAUUAAAGCAAGUUUAGCUGCUGCUAUUGUAGAUCAAGAUAGAAUAGCAAUUGGCUCAGAAGAAGGACUGUAUGUGAUAGAGGUGACCCGCGAUGUGAUAGUCCGAGCUGCUGACUGCAAGAAGGUGUACCAGAUCGAGCUUGCUCCCAAAGAGAAAAUUAUCAUCCUCAUCUGUGGUCGGAACCAUCACGUUCACCUUUACCCCUGGGCCUCUCUGGAUGGGUCAGAAGGAAACUUUGACAUUAAGCUUGCAGAAACAAAAGGCUGCCAAUUGAUUACAACUGGAACACUGAAGAAGAGUUCUUCGACGUGUUUGUUUGUGGCUGUCAAACGACAGGUUUUUUGCUAUGAAAUUCACAGAACUAAACCUUUCCACAAAAAAUUUGGUGAAAUUCAGGCUCCAGGAACUGUACAGUGGAUGACAGUGUUCAAGGACAAGCUCUGUGUUGGCUACCAGUCUGGGUUCUCUCUGUUGACCAUCCAGGGAGAUGGACAAUCUAUAAACCUGGUAAAUCCUAAUGACCCCUCGCUUAUCUUCCUCUCACAGCAGUCUUUUGAUGCCCUUUGUGCUGUGGAGCUCAGUAAUGAGGAAUACCUGCUUUGCUUCAGCCAUAUGGGAGUAUACGUCGAUUCGCAAGGUCGAAGGUCACGCAUGCAGGAACUAAUGUGGCCUGCAACUCCUGUUGCCUGUAGUUGCAAUUCUUCCUAUGUAACAGUGUACAGCGAGUAUGGUGUUGACGUAUUUGAUGUUAAUACUAUGGAAUGGGUCCAAACUAUUGGCCUGCGAAGGAUCAGACCGUUAAACAUGGAUGGCACGCUGAAUCUCCUUAACUGCGAGCCACCAAGACUGAUAUAUUUCAAGAACGCGUUUGCAGCAGGAGCUGUCCUCAGUGUACCAGAAACAUCUGACAACAGCAAGAAGCAAAUGCUUCGAACUAGGAGCAAAAGAAGAUUUGUAUUUAAGGUUCCCGAGGAAGAGCGAUUACAGCAAAGGCGGGAAAUGCUUAGAGACCCUGAGCUAAGGUCAAAGAUGAUUUCUAACCCAACGAAUUUCAACCAUGUGGCUCAUAUGGGACCAGGAGAUGGAAUGCAGGUUCUCAUGGACCUCCCGCUGGGUUUGUGUCUGUUACUGAAAAUAUGUGGAUGUGGUCAAAGUGUCCUACCUGCUGCGCAGGAUGAAAAACCAUGUCCCUCUACAGCUAACCUCUCACGGCAGCAGCAGCAGAGAAACAAAACCUAUAUUUCAUGGCCCUCAUCAAGUGGCAGUGAUGUGGGAGGAGCCGUGCCUUCCCGAAGCAUGUCUGAUCCUGACCAGGAGUUUGACAAAGAGCCUGAUUCAGACUCCACCAAACACUCUACUCCCUCAAAUAGCUCAAAUCCAAGUGGUCCCCCAAGUCCCAACUCUCCUCAUAGGAAUCAGCUUACACUAGACGGACUGGACCAGUCAACCUGUGACGCAUAACACUACCGCUCUCACCACUCUGGCUUCGAUCAUCCACUACUCCGUGGAGUAUUCAAGAGCAGGGCAAAGCUGUCUCAGAUGCUAGUGCCAAGACUGACACUGAAUCUCUAGUGUUGUACAAGAAUAAUUAUAUAUCCAGAUUGUAGAUACAAACUAUUGAAAUGAAGAAAAUUCUUUACUAAAUAGCGAUCGAGCUUUUUAUGCAGAAUUGUUCACCGCUCAGUUACAGUUGAUUCCUUUCUGCACAGCUGUGACACAGUUUUAUUGCAUAGGAGCAUUUAAGGCCACCAGUAAAUAGUCUUAUUCUUAUGCUGAAAAAGAAAUAGAGAGAGAUACUGAUAAUGUUGCUACAAUAUCAGGAAUAUUAUUUUUCUAUAGAAUGAUGUAAUGUCUCGUUAGCAGGAAAUUCUUUUAGACACAAUUUGGACCUCUAAAUAGGAAAUGCAGGCAGGUCUGGUUACAUCGUCAGAUGAAUACUCUCUUCCCUUUUUCCCAUAACUGUUUGUUUCCUAAAUCUUAAGGAGAAUGCUAGGAAGCUGUAGGUCGUUUCCAACAUCAGCAGAAUCACCAGGAAGUCAAAUAAAAGUUGAUUAUAGUUUUGUGGCCUUUUAAUUCAUUUAGCCAUUACAUAUACAGCUGCAUAACUGUCUUUCUAUCUUUCUACCAACUUCUUAGUCUUGUAUAUAGGACUACUCCCAGUUAUCUUUUACCUGUACCCUGCUUUUUAGUCCUCAUCAAUCAGGCAUUAGUCAGGGCUUUUAAAAUAUCAGUAAUUGCUGCUGGGAAAGAAAAUUUUACUUCUAGAUCCUGCCUAUCUCCUUCCAAGAAGUUGUUUCUCCUGGGUUUUUUGGUGUAAGGACACACUACAUUGUUAAGCUAGCAAGCCUUCUUGUGGAUGCAUUGCCCUUGAAGUCUGCUCGAUCUAAGGAACUAUAUCGCACUAAAACAUCAGUCUGGUUUUUUGGUUACCAAAGUGGAACGUGAAGGACGUGUAACUGGGGGUGCUGCUUUUCUCAUUAAUUGUAUCCUCACCUGCAUGAAGACCCCAUGAUUAUUAAUCAAGUAUUGAUCAUGUAGAAAAAUGCACAACACACUCCUGUAUAUUUUGCUAUGGCCCACGUGCAGUGGUGAUGUUUUGCGUGUAUAUUUAAUCUCAUGCUUCCAUGUAUUAUACAUUUAGUAAUCAAAGAUUUGUGACCAUGUUUCAUUAAAAGCUUGUAAUUAAUUCAGUGGCUGGCAUAUCCAGUUUGUCAUUGUCACACUAGUGUGCCUUCUGUGCCAAUUUUAUGACAGUUGGAUGUCACUUAUUUAAAAUUUGGUUUAAAUGGGCUAAUGAUAUACCAAUGGCUAAUGUUCUUUUCUGAAACACUGUAUAGGACGUGCACUUAUCUUUAGUUUAAACUGAGUGUUCUAGUCAACAUUUAAUCCUGUUAUGUUAAGUGUUCGACAGUACUUGCUCUUUUUCUCAGAUUCUUGAUAAAGGGGCUCAGAUGGAGCUGGACACUACUGCUUUGGGGGUUUUCUGGUUUUUACUUUUUUAAUGUAAGUCUAAGUCUUUGUAAUUAUUGAAUUGUGAGAACAUUUUUGAACAAUUUACCUGUCAAUAAAGCAGAAGAGGGAGGUUUUAAAGUU